Molecule: messenger RNA, 593 nt
Organism: Drosophila erecta
Lineage: Eukaryota; Metazoa; Arthropoda; Insecta; Diptera; Drosophilidae
Exons: 1
Coding region: 91-441 (116 amino acids)
Source: RefSeq, a predicted model, not a curated record
GCACAGAACCCAAAGGAACUCCAGCACCAUUGGAUAUACCCAGCCAAGCUCAACUGCAAACUCCCAUCCAUAUACAUAUAACCGAUAAGCAUGAACGGCAUCAGCUCCAUCGUUGUGAUCUUCCUGAUCUUUGGCUUAAGCCAGAACCAGGCAGCACCCAUCGCUGGAAGUGCACAGGAUCCAGGAUUCGUUUCGGCCACGGAUAUUACGGGUGAACCAGUGCGCCAAAAGCGCGCCAGUGCGGAUUACUACCAGGGCGACUACUUCAUCUGCUAUCCCAAGAGCGCCGUCUACGGCAAACAAGGAUACGGCGGCGCCAAUCGCAGGUCCUACGACUCGGAGGACUAUGCCCCCCACUAUCUGGCCAACGAUCCUUUGGCCGUUCGCCAGGCUCGUGCUGAUGCCAGACGCGCCGCCUACACCGACAGCUUCGGCAAAUAGAUACGUAUCUGCCAGAUUCAGUAACUUAUUCUAUAGAUACCAAAAUGUCCCGCACCCAACGUUGGGAAACUGAACAGGUCUAGCUUGUAAGGAUGUACAAAUACCAUUACUACUAUUUAUUCAACGCAAAUAUAUUUAUCAUUUAAAGAAAA